Molecule: messenger RNA, 3170 nt
Organism: Cuscuta epithymum
Lineage: Eukaryota; Viridiplantae; Streptophyta; Magnoliopsida; Solanales; Convolvulaceae
Source: the annotation of a GenBank genome assembly
CCACUCUAUUCGAUCUUACUAUAAAUAAUGUGCAUGGAACGUCCACAUAUUCGUACCCAACCCCUACGUGGAAACUCACAGAUCGUGGUUGCUUGCAAUGGCGUGGGAGACCGGCUUUGACUCUCUUCCCGAAGACUGCAUCUCUAACGCUCUGUCCCUCACUACCCCCGAAGACGCUUGCCGCCUCUCGCUGACUGCGCCCACCUUCCGCUCCGCCGCCAUUUCCGACGCCGUCUGGGAGCGUUUCCUCCCACCGGAUUACCGUGACAUCAUUUCUCGGUCUAGUAGCGCCGCCAAUUUGCUCGCUUCUGGUUCCAAGAGGGAUCUCUUCAUCCGCCUCUGCGAUCGCCCCGUCCUUAUAGACAAUGACACAAAGAGUUUUUCACUGGAGAAGAAGAGUGGGAAGAUAUGUUACAUGAUAGGUGCAAGGUCCCUUGAGAUUGUGUGGAGUGACACACCUAAAUAUUGGCAAUGGAUCUCUCACCCGCACUCCAGGUAUAAACUACUGCAUGUACAAAUGAUUUGACAUUUAUAGCGGAAAUACUUCUCCCGCUCUAUGAUUAAUUUCUCACUUUCAUUCUUAAAAUGCUCUAAAAUUAAGUUCCUGUAUACGGCGUAUCUUUUCGGUAAUAUUUGAGCGGUAAAGUAGUUUUCCAUCCUUAUGAAGAAAUAAACUCCCUAGUUAAUUACUAGUAUUAAUUUUCAUUAAUCAUAUUUAUCACAUAUACCGAAAUAUUUAGAUGUUCUUAUACUCUUUAUCUAUCAUAUUUAGCUUUGAUUAUUAUUUAUAAUCAAUCAAAUUUUCGUAGUAUGAUCCUGUGAGGCAAUUUUUUCACAUACGUACACAUCCAUUUCAAUAAAAAUACUCUCCUUUCUAAAAAUGAAAAUCUCAUUUUUUUUCAUUUGGAGGUGUUCGAGAUUAAAAUUUAUAUUUCCCCUUAGCUUUUGGCAUUUUUAUUACAUAAAUUUCAAAAUUUUAACCUUUUUAUUUUAAAUUUACAAAUUUAUCUUCACUGUUUUUUCUAGAGAAGGUAAAAGGCAAGAGUUAUGAAGUUAUCUAGGAAUUUUAACACAAAUAAUUUUCAAUCUGAUGACAUAAAGAGCAUGAGACUUCAAAUUUCGAACCAAGGAACUAUAUGUGAGAGAGAGAGAGAAAAUGUGUGUGUGUUAUCCUACGUAUGUAAUACUCCAUACUAAUUUAAAUAUUAUCAAUCAUAAUUAGCCUCACAUCGUUCAAGAUUUGUAAUUUGAAAUGAGGACUAUAUGUAGUGUAUAGGUAAUAGGAUCAUAUAAUCUGUAAUACAUGAUUGAUAAUCAUGUAAUACUCCAUAAAAGGGAAGCUUGUAUGAAGCUAAAUACUCUUUAGUCAAUCUAAAGUUUCACAUUAGUUCUUACACUGGUUUAUUGGGCGUGUUAUCUCAGAACCAAAUAAUCAAUAAAGAUUUUUUAUCCAAACCCCACAAAUUUUUGGUACAAGAUUAUAUGGUCCAUGCCAUCAAUCCAUAAUCAUUCCACAAAACCUUCUUCAUAGCCCCGGUGGUCAAUCUUUUAAUUUUCUUGAAUUCUCACUUUACCAAAAUUGCGAUUAUGUUACAAACCAAUUGCAAUUAUAUAGUGCCUUCUCUCCCAUGUGGUUCCCACAUUUGACACUUUUUUUUGUUAUAGAUCUAUAUUUUGACCAAUGAACAAUUUUGUCCAACGUGUUCAAGAAGCACAUUUUACUAAUAUUGUGUAGUAUACUUUAUAUACAUCUAUAGGAAUAUAUACUUUUAACAAUUAAAGAACAUUUUAAUGAGUGUUUAAGGAUAAGCGGUGCUCAUUAUUGGAACAUCUUAAAAGAAAGUGAUUUUUGAGCUCAUUGGGUAAAGGUAAAUAUGGCAUCAAUUGAUAAACUUAAUGGAGCUACUCAGAUUGUGCCAUAAUUAGAGUUUCAACAUAAUAAUGGAACAAAGGGUGUAUCUGUUGCUCUUCGAAUUUUGCGGAUUCUUCAGACUUCAGAGGGCACAUGCACAAAAAUAAAGUGGAUUUAGUUGUUUUCUCUUUAUGAAGUAGAAGAUACCUAUUAAGUCCUAUAACUUAUGUUGGUGGUCAUUAGUAAUUAUGUAGCUUCAUUGACUUGCAUGUCUCAUCAUGUAACUUACAAAUUUAUUCGUAUUAAGACUUUGCUACCAUUAGAAUGCCUAUCAGAACCGACAUGUAUUUAGAUGGAAUUUGCACAUUCCAACAAAAAGGUCAAAUAGAGGAACUUAUUAGUUACAUGACAUAAUCUGCAAGUGAGUAAAAGUAUAUGACUAAUAGGUACAUGCAUGACAAUGUGAGUUAAUUACAAGGUUAGCUGAAUCAACAAUUUUUUCUCGUACCUAUGCUCUUCAUGCUAUUACGUGUGCUUGGAAUUUUUCUUUCUUUCCUUCUUUCUUUCAAUGAACGAAUAGGUUCCCCGAAGUUGCGGAGCUUUUAAGCGUGUGCUGGCUUGAAAUACGUGGCAACAUAAAUAGUAGAUUGCUGUCUCCCGACACUAACUACGCAGCUUACCUUGUAUUCACAUUACAAGCAAGGACUUAUGGCUUAGAAUACCAAUCAGUUGUUGCUUCAACUGAGAUUAUUAGUAAUGGAUAUGAAGAAGCUAAAAAGAUGACUAUUUAUUUGGAUGCACGUGGAGAUGAGAGUGUUGCAACUUACCCGCCAAUAGUACCUCGGAUGAGGACAUUCAGUCGCGGGUCUGGUUAUAGAGUCAGACGGGAAGAGAUGAAUGCGGCCUUUCAAAAUGACCCUGCAAAGCUCCCGAAGAGUAGAAGAGAUGGAUGGAUGGAAGUGGAGUUGGGUGAGUUUUUUGUCAAGAAUGGACAAAGUGCAGAUAUUGUUAUUAGCUUAAUGGAGAUAAAUAGCCAGUGGAAAUGUGGUUUGAUUGUCGAAGGACUCGAAAUUAGGCCAAAGGAAUAGGAUUAGUAGUUGUAAUUCAUGUCAUAUGUGGAUUAUUAACUCUUGUAAUGCAAUUAAGUGCGGGAAAACUAGCCAACCAAGUCAUUGUAAAUAGGAGCGGAUGUAAUGGUAAGUGCAUCUAAUACUCUUUUUGAGUUUUGCUUUAAUUUGAGAAUACCACGUUUACCUUCCGACACAUUUUAUCAUGUGGUGAUUUAGGUUUAAUGUAAUAAAUGUUAUUUGGAUGAUGA